GCCAACGACUCGGCCGCGCCGCCCGUGCCCGGCGCGCCGCAGCCCGAGGCGGACAACGUGACGCUGCGCUACCGCGCGCUGGUGUACCAGCGCAACUUCGACCAGCCGCUGCGGAACGCGGGCCGCGCCUGGGCGCCCCGCGAGCUGGUGCUGGUGGUGCAGGUGCACGACCGGCCCGAGUACCUGAGCCUGCUGCUGCGCUCCCUGCGGAGGGCCCGCGGCAUCAGCGACGUGCUCGUCAUCUUCAGCCACGACGUCUGGUCGGCCGAGAUCAACCGGCUCAUCGCCGCGGUGGACUUCUGCCCGGUCCUGCAGAUCUUCUUUCCUUUCAGCAUCCAGCUGUACCCCCACGAGUUUCCGGGCAGCGACCCCAGGGACUGCCCCCGGGACCUGAAGAAGAACGCGGCUCUGAGGAUGGGCUGCAUUAACGCCGAGUACCCCGACUCCUUCGGCCACUACCGGGAGGCCAAGUUCUCCCAAACCAAGCACCACUGGUGGUGGAAGCUGCACUUCGUGUGGGAGAGGGUCAAGGUCCUUCGCGACUAUGCUGGCCUCGUAGUCUUCCUGGAGGAGGAUCACUACUUAGCCCCGGACUUUUACCACGUCUUCAAACAGAUGUGGAACCUGAAGCAGCAAGAGUGUCCGGAGUGUGAUGUGCUGUCCCUGGGGACCUAUACUGCCAGUCGCAGCUUCCAUGGCAUUGCUGACAAGGUGGAUGUGAAAACUUGGAAAUCCACAGAGCACAAUAUGGGUCUAGCCUUGACCCGGGAUGCGUAUCAGAAACUCAUCGAGUGCACAGACGCUUUCUGUACUUAUGAUGAUUAUAACUGGGACUGGACUCUUCAAUAUUUGACUGUAUCUUGUCUUCCAAAAUUCUGGAAAGUGCUGGUUCCUCAAGCUCCUAGGAUUUUUCAUGCUGGAGACUGUGGUAUGCACCACAAGCAAACCUGUAGACCGUCCACCCAGAGUGCCCAAAUCGAGUCACUCUUAAAUAAUAACAAACAGUACCUGUUUCCAGAAACUCUAGUUGUCAGUGAGAAGUUUAUGGCAGCCAUUUCCCCACCUAGGAAAAAUGGAGGGUGGGGAGAUAUUAGGGACCAUGAACUCUGUAAAAGUUAUAGAAGACUGCAGUGAAAAAUCACAAGUACGAAGCAAAAGUGACAGUCUUCUAUUUUUGAUAUUUGUCCAAACAUACAAGUGAAUAAAAGGGUUUAGGAACUGGUUUCUGCUUUAAUACAAAAAAAAAAUUUCUUGUAAAAGAUGUCCAAAUAUAAUAGUUUUUUCCUUUUACGUCUGAUUAAGAUUUAAAACACAAGUUUUCAUUUUGGGAGUUAACGUUUUAAAGCUCAAUCUGUAUUUGCUACAGGAAAUCAUUAUUGUUAAUGAGAACAAGAGAGAGAGAGAAAGGGGUAAAUUUUAUUUAAAUUGCAUCUAUUAAUCUUUCUAUCUGGAACUUUGUACUCUUUUCCACUUUCAAAACUUAUUUUAAGUGCAGCAAAAUUUACUUAAAAUUGUCAUAGCAGUAAAAAGUAUUACAGUGAAAUUGUCAGAGUAUUCAUGGUAUAAGCCCAGUCUCACACUUGACAGUUACUAGGAAGGGAUUGCUUCACUGGUUUUAUAAUUCAAAGGUGAUAUUUGUUAAACACCCUGUCAGAACAGUUAUUUUCAGUAUUACAGAUUCCUGUAUUGUUAAGAUUUGCCUGUGCUUUGGAACCUUCAUAGAACGCAGUUUCUUGUGGAAUGUAUUUGAUUGAUAAGAAAGUUUAGACACUGUUUUCACCUCAAUGUAGAAAUACAGUGGUUUUGUUUUUUCUUUUAGUGCUGCCAAAAUAAAUACUCAUUUUUGCAUAAAAA
This is a messenger RNA of Ceratotherium simum simum (southern white rhinoceros), 1854 nucleotides long. RefSeq names its product alpha-1,6-mannosyl-glycoprotein 2-beta-N-acetylglucosaminyltransferase (gene MGAT2). Lineage: Eukaryota; Metazoa; Chordata; Mammalia; Perissodactyla; Rhinocerotidae. The record is from RefSeq and is a predicted model, not a curated record. Gene Ontology annotation, molecular function: alpha-1,6-mannosylglycoprotein 2-beta-N-acetylglucosaminyltransferase activity. Gene Ontology annotation, biological process: oligosaccharide biosynthetic process; protein N-linked glycosylation. Gene Ontology annotation, cellular component: Golgi stack; Golgi membrane.